AUGGGUUGUGUUUGUGCAAAACCAAAACCACAAAGCAAUAAAAGCAUAAAAAAAGAGGAGAAUCAGGGCAUAAAAGCAAAUAGGUCCGAUUCACCAAGUUAAGAAAAGAAUAAUGCAAAGGAAGAGUUGCAUACAAAUAAAGAAGAAACUUAGAUGGAUCUUUUAUAAAAGAAAGAAAUUUAUAUAGAUGAGUACGAGGAAGAAGAAGUAAAUAGGUACGAAGAAUUUGAAUAAAAAGAUAGAGCACUUUUAGCUAAAUACUCAUAAGUUAUGGAUAGAGGCAAAAAGGUUAAACUUGAGAUUGAAAAUCAAAAAGAAAAGCCAAAACUCAAUUAAGGCUCAGAGAAGAGAUUCAAAGAGCUUUUGAAUUUAACUUAGAUGAUUGAAUCUAAUUUAGAAUAAUCAGAGCUCAUUCAAGGUAAAGAUAUUGUGAUAGUCCUAGGUGCUACAGGAGUAGGAAAAUCUACUACUAUUAACUACUUGCUCGGAAAGAAGAUGAUUUGGUCUAAGAUUUAAAACUAAACAAAAAGCUAUGUUUAUGAAGUAGAAGGAAUUACUGUGGCUAAAGGAGAGCAAGAGGCUGCUAAAAUAGGAACUAAACCAAUGGAAUCUUAAACUAAAACUAUUAACGUUUACAAUGUUUAGCAUCCAAAAGAUGAAAGAGAGCUUGUACUUUGUGAUACUCCAGGUCUUUUAGACUCUUAGGGAUCCAUAGUAGAUAUAGCAAACCAAGUUGGAAUAGUAAAAUCUUUAUAGUAUGCCAAAUCUAUUAGAGUUUUGUUGCUUAUCGGAUACAAGAAUCUUGUUUCUGUUGAAGGCAAGGGUAAGCUCAUAAAAGAAGUUAUUGAUUUAUAUAGCAAGCUAAUUAAGGACUAUGAAGAGUCUUAAGAAAGCGUGUUGAUUGGUUUCACCCAUUUAAAUAGCGAUACUACUCUUUAGCAGAUCAAUAAUUCUUUAAAAGCAAUGACUGAUUCUGUAAGCGAUGAUGAUAAGGUUUCCCAAUUUCUUCAUAUAUCAAUACAAAGCAUAGAAAAGAAAAACAAACUCUUUACACUUAUAAAGCCACUAAUAAGCGAUAAGAGAUAGAAUUUAAUCGACUCUCUUUUUAACAUAUAAGAAAUUCCUUAGGAAAGAGUUAAUUAGUAUUUUACAUAUGCUCUUGCAUAAAAUACAAAAAACGAAUUUGAACUUAUCCUUCAAAGUUAUUAAAAAGAUAUUUCAAAUUUAUUUUAGAGGGAAGAAUAUGAUCAAAUUACUAACAGAUUAAGUGUUCUCAAAAAACUAAACGAGCAAUUGGAAUUUACAAUUGUCAAGAAAUGUUAUGCUGAAAGCGUGCAAGCAGUGAUCAAUCUAGACUUAGUCAAGUAGACUUAAUCACUUUUGCAGAGAAUAACUUCCUUAUAGCAAGAAAUGGUGCAAAUCCUUUUAUAAAAUAUUGUUAAAGUUUCUAAUUAUCUGUGCUGGACAGAUUAAAUUAGACACGAAUACUAAGAAAUAAAUGAUUGCAUAAUUUCUUAUAAUGAUUUUAUAGACAUUCUUUCUAGCGCGCUAGAGGAAUGCCUUUAAUCUAUUGAAAAAACAGAAAAUUACAAAGUUACAAUUUAAGAUUUGUUAAAGCUUUAUUAUGUUUACUACUGUAGUGAAAUAGAAGAUACAUUCAAGGCCAAUGCUAAGACACUCCGUAUUUUCCAUAAAGGUUAGGUUAAAAUAAAGAGUAUUUACACAAAUAACUUUUAUACUGCUGCUUGCUUUUCUAUAAGCAAAAGAGUUAUAACUCUCUUGGAAUAGAUGGAUGAGUUAGUUAAAUCUAAUGAAGAAGUCAAUGUUAACGAUUUAGAAUCAAACUUAUCUAAGCUUAAAGAUUUGCAUGAAUAAUAAGUAGGAGAUCACCUCUAGUUAAAUUCUUAGCUGAUUUAUCAAGAGCAAGUAAAAAAAUGGUGUGAUUUCAUUUAGCAAAAGAAGACAGUUUUUGAAAUAGAUUAUAACAAAUACGAUUAAGUGUUAAAAAAUAUAGAUCAAAUGAAGAUAGCUUAUCACUUUUUAGCUUAAAUUAGCGGAUCAUAGAGACUAAUGAAUGAUCAUUUCCCAUAAUUUAAAACAGCUUAAAAAGACACUACACAAAAAUUAGUAUAGCAAGCAAUCAUGCUUUUUAAUAAAGCAAUUACUCAAAAAAAACUAGGACAUAUGGAAAAACCAAUUUAAUGUGCCAUGGAAAUAAUGAAUAUUAGCGACGAUAUAAGAAAUAAAUUGCAAGAAGCCUCUCAAGCACUCUUUGUUCAUUUAGGAUCAAUUGUUUAAAAGUUCGACAUGAAAUUCAGCAGCUGCUCUUCAUAGAUAAAAAAUUGUUUGAUCCCAAAAUACGAAACAGCUAAUAAGGACUUAUUUAAAAGCACAACAGAAGAUGAAUUCUAAAUUGUGAAGAAAAAAAUUAAUUCAAUCCAAAAAAUCUUUAAAAAGAUCACUAUGAAGUAUUACUAAUCAUUCAAAUUCUUUUAGAACUCAGUGACAAAGAGCAAAAUCGCAUUGGAGAUUUUUAUUGAAGAAGUUAUGAAGUUCACACAAGACCAAGUUAAUGAAUUCAGAAAUCCUACAGGAAUUUUAAAUGGCUUAUUCACUUUAAAGCAGUCUUCUAUACUCUUAAAAGACUACACUAAUAAAAAAUUUGACGAAAUAGCAUUUUAGGAAAUGAUUUCUCUUAUUUGCAACAAUAUAAACACAAAAUUUUCUUUAAUAACUAAAAUGGUAAACAGCAUUCAAAUCCCUAAUAACAUUGAUGAUACUUACAGAAAUAUUGAGGAACAAAUCAAGAAUAUCAGCCAUUUACUCUAAUUCAUUUAAAACCUUUCAAAUUAUAUUUUAAAUUUUGAAGAUAAAAAUCAAAACACAAUUGAGUCUCUUAUUCAAAUGGUUACUAAUUGCUAGAAUGGAUUUGCUUAAUAAUUAUUCAACAAGCUUAAAUCUAAUAUGUAUGAUUUCGAACAUUAAAAGCUACCAUCUGAUGCUAUGAGAUAAAAGAUCAUUCUCGAUUAACUAUAAAAACUUAAAGAAUACAAUUACAGCUAUUCUCUACUUAAAGUUGAUCUAUACGAACAUGUCUUAGAAAAAUCUAUUUCUGAGUAAUCUAGACUUAUUAAGGAAAUCAGUGACUAUUUGUCAGACAAUCCAUCUUUACCUGAUGAUUUUAAUUAAGAAAGUGCUUAGAAAAAUCUUACUUUGAUUAGAUAAGCCGGAGUACUUUAUCUAACCCAUUUCAUUGGAAGACUAGAUAAUCCUGCUGAUACUCUUCAAAGUGAAUUGACUAUGAAAUAAAAAGGAUUGGAUAAAAAAGUCAAAAGCAUGGUUAAGCAAUCUGAUUAUGACCAAAUAUUAGAGUACAUGAGAACCAUGAGUGAGGAUAACGAAUCUUAUAAAUCAAUAAAGAAGAUUUUAAAGGAGAAGGUUAAUAUGCUCUUCGAUUAAAUAAUUAAAUCCUUCACCAAAAGAAAUAUUUUGGAUGACAUUUAUAUUAAUAAAAUUAAACAAGACAUAAGAAAUUUAGAAUAAUCUAAAUAGAAGCUGUCACAAAUUAAAUUCAAAAAUUUUAGCAUUGAAAAAUUCUUCCCUCAAAUAACUCAUCACUUGACUGCCUUUUUAUAGAAAUAAGUAAAGAGAUUUGAAGAAAAAAUAGCUACUUAAAAAGUAGAGAAGGCCAGCCGUUGCUUGAUGGUUGUUUGUAGAGUUGUGUAGAAUUUUUAGAGCUAUAUUAGACCCGAGGAUAACUAACUACCUGAUAAAAUGAUCAACCAAAUGAAGCUCUGUCUGCGCUAAAUAGAAAACUAAAUUGACAUUAAAAACAAACAACAAACAACUUCCAUUCUCCAAGUUCUUUAGGUACUAGUACAGAACUAACACCAAUACAAGGAUGAAUAUAAUUUAAUCUUAUAAAAAGUGAAUAAAUAAAUUUUGGAACAAGCAGCAGUGUUCGUAAACACAAAGAUAGAUUCAUAAAACGAAGAAAUAAGCGUCCAAGCUAUAGCUGAAACUCUUAAGGGUGAAUAUUAGUAUUUACUUAUGUACACUUUAGAUAACUAUAACUAGCAUUAUCUAGCUUUCUUCUAGCCCAUAUUGAAGAGAAUUUAAGAUGAAAUGUUAGAUGUGAGAAAUAUGUUUACUCAACGUAAGAUUACAAACAUCCUCAAUUUAAUUAAUGGAUCUAAAAGUUCAAUAGUUUAAAAAGAGGUCUGUAAUUAAUACAAUAAUCUCUGUGAUACUUUCUUUGAUUUACUCCAAAAUAGAAAUUAUAAUGGCACUUAAGAACUUCUCAAAUUCCUCUCAUAAAUUGCUGACGGUAUUCGUUCUUUCUCCUACAACUCCUUGAAACAGAAAUAUUUUGAAUUGUAAGUUUGCAUAGAGUAAGAAUUUAAUAGGUUACAAACUUCAACUGUACAAAGUCUAAACUAAAUUGUUUUUGAGAGAGAAUCUGAAGGAAUUUAUGAUGUUGUUUAAUUUUAUUAAUUCAACUCCUUAAUGGCUUAAUUUAACUUUUAAUAUGUCAAACAUGAAUAAUUCAAUACAUAAUCUUGCCAAGUCUUCGAUAAAAUAUAAAAAUAAUUAAAACAGUCUGUAUCUCUUUUGCAGCACACUGUCUUUAACAAUACAGUAAAACUAAUUGAUUUCAUUGAAUAGACAAGGGUAAGUUUGAAUGAUUAACAAAUUAAUGUAAUCUAAAUCUACAAGAAAUAUUUAUCUGAUAUGCAAUCAACUCAUUCACAUGUUAGCAGCUUCAACGAUCUCAAUAAAUUAGUGAAUGAUGGAUGCUGGACUAUCUAAUAAGUUAUAUCUGAUUUACUUAAUGCAAAGAAAAAUGAAAUUGUUAAUGGAAUCAAUUCGUUACUUAUACAAAAAAAUUACAAGGAAACUUCAAGAAUUUUAAGGUAAGUAGAGGAGUUCUCAAAGAAAAUUUAAGAGAGCUCUGUUAAUAUGAACACUUCAGACAUCAUGAAGGUAGUAUUUAGAAAAUACGAAGAGAAAGCAAUAGAAGCUCAAAGAAGAUCAAAGGAUAAGUAUGAUUCUAAGCUAUUUGCAUUGAUAGAAGAUUUAUCUGAAAUAGAAAAAUAUUUUAAGGAAAUCAUAGUUCAAAUCUCCAACUAUAAUGCAUCAGAAGAAAUAAUCAACUAAAUUAAAUUAUCUAUAGCCCAAUUAACUAAACAAAUUUAUUCCUAAAAUUUCGAGGAUGAAUCAGACGUGAGAGAGUUUGUUGCAUCUAUUAUUAAUAUCAGAUAAAUAGCAUUCGAAAUAGGACAAGUCCAUGAAUUCACUCUUGAAUAAAUAAGUGAGCUUAUCACAACUAAAUUUUAAUAAUUUACACCUCAAUUCAUUUCAGAUGUUUCAUCUAAGUUGAGAUAAGAUAAACUUGGUUUAUUGAUAAUCUAGGAAAAUAGUAAAAACUUCGAAGGUCUUCUUAACAAGAUGAUUGAGGAACUUUCCAAGAAUUAAUUCAGCUUGGAAUAUGUAAACAAUAAUAUUAAAGGUGAAAAAUUCAUUGCAAGUGAGUUUUCAAUCCAAUAUAAAUAUUAUGAAGAGUGCUGGAAAAACCUCCUAAGCAAGUGGCACUAAGGAGAUCUCAAAGCAGAAACUAUUUUAUAAAAGACAAAGUCUUUGUUUAAAAAAUUCUGCUCAUCCUACUAAGUCGAUUACUUGAAUCAAAAGUAAAUCACUUGGUCAGCAUCAUAGAAGUAAGAUCUUUCUAUCAUGCUAGCUCACUUGAGUACUUUCUGGUCUAUAGUAAACUGCCAAAGAAGAGAAGACAGUUUCAGAAAAUUGCAUCCUGUUUAAGUUUCAACUGUAAUGAGAUUGCUCUCAAUAGAUACAACAACUACUUAGAUGCCUAUUGAAAACCAUCUAGUUUAGGUAAAGACAGGUGAAGGUAAAUCUAUCAUUUUGGGAAUUACUUCUUGCUUCUUAGGCUUACUAGGAUUCUAUGUAGAUUGCUGCUGCUACAGUAAUUAUCUAAGUUAGCGUGAUUUUUAGAGCUUCAGUCAUAUUUUCUAGCAAUUAGAAAUUGAUAAUGUAAUUAAAUAUAACACUUUUGAGAAAUAAUUCGAAGAUAUAAUUAAUGAUCCAGAAGAUAUGAGAUAAGUCGGUUUAGAUUUACUUGAUAAUAAGUUACAUAAAAAGGUACAGAUAUAAAGAUAAGGGUCUUUGGGCAGUUAACCAAAGAGAAGAAUUCUUCUUAUUGAUGAAGUAGAUUUCUUUUUCGGUGAAGAUUUCAUUGGUCGUACUUACCCUGUUGCACUCUAUUACAAUAAUCAAGAUGUUAUUGAUAUUUUGAAAUAUAUCUGGUAGAAUAGAGCUGUUCAUAUCGAUAAGUUUAAGUAAACACAAGUAUAUAAAAAGCUAUUUUAGAACAAUCCAAAUUUAGUUCCUUGGUAAGCAUUUAUUGAUGAACGUAUAAAAAUGAUGUACGAAGAUGUAAAUAAUCUUGAAGGCCACAGAUAUUUGACAUAUACUCCUUCUGGAAAAAGCAAAACAAUUAUUUGCUAUAAAUCUCUUGAUGGCAUUUCCUUCAAUACAGUCAAAGGAUACAAAACAGCUUUUGCUUAUAUCUAAGAGUGGGAAAAGAAGAAUAUAACAGAAGAUGUUAUGAAUGAAAACCUUUCAUUUAUAAUUAAUGUAGGCUGCUUCUCAUUCGCUUAGAUACCUUAGGAAUAUCAACUGGUAUUGGGAGUCAGUGGUACUUUAGAAGAUAUGAGUGAUUAUCAGAAAAAUUUAACUAGAAAUCUCUUCAACAUAAGAAAAUUAACAAUCUCCCCAUCAAUUUAUGGGUAGUCUAAAUUUUCUUUUAAAAAAGAAAAGGACGUAGUUGUAAAAGAGAAUAAGUUCCUUUAUCAUUUAGAAAUAUAAUCUCAAAUAGAAAACGUUAUGAAGUAAAAUAGAUCAGUAAUAGUAUUCUUUGAGUCGAAGAGGGCAUUAGACAUUUUUAAAAAUGAGUUUAAAACAUAAUACGAUUAUUAAGUUCUUUCUGAAGAAACUAAUUUCAAAGGACACACAAUAGUUAAAGCAGGUUCUAUGAGCAUGAUAACACUCGCAACAAAGCCUUUUGGUAGAGGCUGUGAUUAUAUCAGCACAGAUCCUGAGCUGGAUAAGAAUGGUGGUAUUCAUAUUAUCUAAACCUUCCUCUCUGAAGAUCUAGCAGAAGAGACUCAAAUAAAAGGUAGAACUGCAAGACAAGCUUAAUGUGGUAGCUACAGUUUAGUAGUCAACAGAGAAGAUCUUGUACUAAACUUUAAUCUAAAUGCUAGUGUUAAAAAUUUCUCUUAUGAAUUCUUACACCAAUUGAGAUAAACCACCUAAAAAAACAAAGAAAAAUCUUUAUCAAUAAAGCUUGAAGAAACAAGCUAAUCUCACAAGGAAUCUAUGCGUCUAAAGCAAAUUUUGCUAAAUUAUUCUCCUAAUAACAAUGAAGAAAUACAAGAAAUAUUAAUCAAAUUUAACAGGGUCACAGACAGAACUGAGAAUAAAACAAAUAUGUAUAAUUUCUAUAGUGAUUUAGCAGGUAAAAUUGGUAUCUAUGAAAAUAAUUUCGAGUACGACGAGUAUAACAAUCCUAAAAAUGUUGGUUUGGGUAGUGACAAUUCAUAUAAUGAUCUAUCACUAUUGAUAGGUCUAUUUUAUCCAGAAGAAGGACUAGAUGAAGACAUUAAUCAUUUAUUAAUACCAACAUUAAGAAAGAAGGGUUUCAAAGUUUGUGAAGUCGUUGUUACUGAGCAGGAAUUUAUCGUAAAGCUACCUUAAUUCGAUUAAGCUUGGGUUAUAAGUGGAUAUAAGUUCCACUCUCAUAGAAUGGAAAGCAGAUUCUAAGAUGCUAUAGAAUAUCACUUGAAACAACAAAAGGGUUUGAUGAUUUGGGCUGAUAAUAAUCCUUAUAUUGUGCAUGCAAAUCUGAUACUUUAAAGAAUUCCAGUUGGUUAUUAUAAUAGAUAACCUAUCUUUAUUAAAUUAGAUGGUUCUGAUUAUGGUGAUUAGGUCUUAAAGGCUGGUGAUUACUUUGAAACUUAAUAGUUCGGUCCACAUUUAAUUACUACUGGUAUCAAUAAUCUCCACGAGGGUAUUACUAUCUGCUAUCCUUAAGUACUGAGCAAUACACCAAAAGAUAACUUUGGCCAUCUUAAUAUUAUCGGAUUAAGCAGUGCUUCCAAGCCAUGUUUCUUUGUGCUCUCCGGAACAGAGGAUAGAGGUAGAAUUGUAUUUGAUUGUGGUUUUACAAAACUAAUGAGAGAUUAAUGGAACACUGCUGGUACAGUUACCUAUGUAACUAAUUGUUAUGCUUGGCUAUAUUGGAAGGAAAGAUUCGUAUAAAAUUUAUGA
This is a messenger RNA of Tetrahymena thermophila SB210, 8346 nucleotides long. Its product is annotated as type III restriction enzyme. The transcript has 3 exons. Gene Ontology annotation, biological process: protein targeting; protein import. Gene Ontology annotation, cellular component: membrane. Gene Ontology annotation, molecular function: ATP binding; GTP binding; ABC-type protein transporter activity. The record is from RefSeq and is a predicted model, not a curated record. NCBI's taxonomy places the organism in Eukaryota, Ciliophora, Oligohymenophorea, Hymenostomatida, Tetrahymenidae.